Messenger RNA from Bombina bombina (fire-bellied toad), 859 nucleotides. It is a transcript of the gene CLRN2, whose product is annotated as clarin 2. The record is from RefSeq and is a predicted model, not a curated record. The coding region runs from base 1 to 699 and encodes 232 amino acids. The transcript is spliced from 3 exons. NCBI's taxonomy places the organism in Eukaryota, Metazoa, Chordata, Amphibia, Anura, Bombinatoridae.
AUGCCUGGUUGUUACAAGAAAACCAUAUUCUCCUUAGCAGCUGCUUUUAGUUUUUCCUCUUUUCUGUUGAUAACAGUUGCCAUGGGAACCCAGAAAUGGAUAACUGGGAAAAUUCUUUGUCAAACAGGAGUUGAUUUGGUAAACGCCUCUGAUCCAGAACUAAUUAAGUUUAUUGGAGAUAUUUAUUAUGGACUCUUCCAAGGGGGCAAAGUAAGACAGUGUGGCCUAGGAAAGAGACAAUUCAAGUUCACAAUCUUUCCACAAAUGGUGAAAACAUUGAAUACAACGCUCCACAUGGUUAUCAUCAUCUUCCUCUGCACUUCCAUUUCUUUUGCUCUGGUCAGCUUUGGAUUCUGUAUUUACAAUGCACUAAAAGUCCCAUACAAAACAAUUAAAGGCCCUGCUGGUAUAUGUCUUUGGAAUUUUCUUGCAGGUUUGUUCAUUGUGUUUGCCGUUUCCAGCUUUAUUGCUGCAGUCACACUUCAUCAUUUAACGGAAAGAAUUGCAAAUUUUCGAGAAAAUGUUUUUAGGAUUGUCAUUCUAGAAGAAACUUAUGAAGACUCUUUUUGGCUAUGUGUGGCAAGUGCAGCAACUCACGCUCUGAACAUGUUAUUGAUGGCAGCAAGUUCAAUUCGUCUUCCGAAAUUUAAGACUAAAACAGAAGAAGCGAACGUAGCAGCAGAAGAUAUCAUGUACUAAUUACUGAGAAAAAAAUACUUCCUAUUACAUAAGAAUUAAUGUAAAAAAAUAAUAAUAAAUGAAAUACACUGCAUUGGAGCAAAACAGUUUUUACAUAAAAUUAUUUAUACAGCAGAUAUGCUAAUUUACGAAUAUUUAAUAAAGGAGACUAUUUCAUUCA